AUGCAUGCUAAGCUCGUGCUGACCAACCAGAAAGCAGGCCAGCCCCCUUUCUUCAUCCAUGUGCCUCUCAACUAUCUCAUUCACUCACCUAAGUUGUUCGUUCCCUCUGGCGCUUGCCCUUGGAUAUUCAAUGCCUUCUCUGAGGUCAUGGACACCAAUGCCAUCAUUGAUAUCAUCCACGUGGUGCAAGGUCAGCUUUGGGUUGACCAGAUGAACGAGACCCAUCGAACGGGCCGUCUCUGUCAGUGGGUGUCAACUUUCCAUCCCGAUAAACUUCCCUGUCAACUUGAUGGCACCUUUCAUCAUGGUGCUUUUAAUGCCGGCGUGAAGAUGGUCUUCCGUGACCGCACUGCCUGGAUGGUUCGUUUCCCUCGAGUAGGGAUGGUCUCUGACGAAUAUGCCGACGAGAAGGUGGCCAUGGAGGUCACGGCUCUGGAUCUUAUCCGCCAUCGAACUGCUAUUCCUGUCCCGAGAGUCCGGGCAUGGGGUCCCGCUGCCAGCAACCCUCUUGGUCUCGGCCCGUUUAUCAUGAUGGACUUCAUUGAAGGUGUGAGCCUUAGCGAUCUUCUCCGAGAUCCCAACGCCGAGUGCCCCAGCAGAGUCAUGAGGGAGGAUAUCAGCGAUAAUGAUGUGGAAUUUAUCUAUAGACAGUUGGCGAACUUUUGGCUCCAGCUCUUCAAGCUCGAUUUUGACCAUAUCGGCAGCCUGCCAUCGCCACAGGCCGAAGCCCGUAACCCUACACUGCCACGGCCGCUAACAUUCAAGGCACAUAGUAUUCUACAGAAUGGAGGAGUUAAUACCUUUGGUGAUCGAACCCAGGGAUUUGCGACGACGACCGAGUAUUUUCAGUAUGUCGUCGGCCAGGACUUGGAACAGCUUGUUCAUCAGCCAAACUCGAUCGUCGGUGAAUACGACGCUAAGAAUAAAUAUUUAGCAUUUCAGGUCCUCAAGACCCUGAUACCUGACUUGAUCAACGCGAAGUAUGAUCGUUGCAAGUUUAAGCUGAUUUGCGACGAUCUUGGCUUGACGAAUCUAAUUGUUCGUGGCAGGGAAGACCUUACGGUUAUUGGAGUAGUGGACCUCGAGUGGUCUUACAUUGGACCUGCCCAGCUGUUUGGCUCGGCACCGUGGUGGCUUCUUCAAGACAGGCCCGUCAACAGCACGUGGGAUUGCGAAGGCGACGAGCCGCCCAAGAUUGCCACCCGGUACUUUAAAUACCUAGAUCUUUUCAUACGCGUCCUGGAGGAGGAAGAAGAAGAAGCAGGAAUGUCAGAGCACAAAGAGACAGAGCUUUCCAAUCUCGUCAAGUGGUCGCAAGCCUCCGGAGCCAUGUGGCUGCAUAUGCUUCUCUCAUCUGGUUUCAAUGACCAUCGCAGUUUUCCUUUUACGCAACUGCGCCGACAUGUGGGGACUACCGAGUGGGCAAGGCGUGAGAAGGACUUUGACCACGCAAAAGAGCUUGAUGCAUUUGCGGAGGGGAAGGUGAAUGAGUUGCUUAAGUAUGAUGAAGCCUUGGAGAAGAUAGAGGAGAACAAAACGCUCGUGGAUAGCGGGAAUAUGACAAAGCAGGAAUUCUGUGCCAAGGCUCUAUCAGAGCCAGGCUGUAUUCUCAAUACUCCAUUAGUGACGCACGAUGAAACGAGAAAUGGCUAG
Molecule: messenger RNA, 1653 nt
Organism: Aspergillus sclerotioniger CBS 115572
Lineage: Eukaryota; Fungi; Ascomycota; Eurotiomycetes; Eurotiales; Aspergillaceae
Product: phosphotransferase family protein
Exons: 2
Coding region: 1-1653 (550 amino acids)
Source: RefSeq, a predicted model, not a curated record